Porites evermanni is the source of this 9299-nucleotide messenger RNA. Lineage: Eukaryota; Metazoa; Cnidaria; Anthozoa; Scleractinia; Poritidae. The record is from the annotation of a GenBank genome assembly.
AUGAUGAAGAUGGCAGAGGAUGACCCGACUGCUUAUACCAAUUACGCUGCAGUUACUUUUUCCUCUUCUGCUAGAGUGAAUUUCAAGUUUUUGCCAUACUCUACGGCGGCGAAUAACAUGUUACAGAUUUCUUAUUCAGGUAUGAGUACCAACACUCAGGCAGGACUUGCAGAGGCAAAACAACUGUUCGAGGAACCCUUAUCAGGUCAGUAUCUCAGAAUUGUAUUAUUAGUAGGAAUAAAAUAAAAAUAAUAUAUAGAUUUAGCCAGGGCUAAAAGCGAGGCUCCCAUUAAUAAAUUUAUAAUUUAAAUCAAAUAAUAAACUUGUAUCCCACAAUUCAGUUAGCUUUAGAGCACAUUUAUGAGGGACGGCUAAGUGAUUUGAGAGAAAAAUAAUUUGCAAACAGCCCAAGAGUGAACCAAAUCUUACAUCGAGUUGAUAGCCUCAUAUGUACACCCAAAAACUGGUAAUCAUCUUCGAUCACAUUUAAGAGCCAUAAUGGCUCUUGAUCACCGUAGAUUAAUUAGGCCUGGAAAAAAACUUAGGCCCAAUUUUUCGCGUUCGACAAGUUUACUUUGCAAAAUCUCGCCAACAAAUCUAGGUGCGUGUAAACCAACCUUUUAUACCAUUUAUACAUCACAUCUGAGGUGAAACAGUACUAUGAGGCACUGUUUUUAUCAUACAGACCUUGGGCAGAAAGCAGUCUUUCACAAUUUUGCAUUACAAGUUGCACUCAUUCCACAUUAAGGACGAUGGAAGUACGCGUGGGCUUUUAGCUAAACCGUUAAAAAAAUUUCCAAAAUCACCUAGACGGCCAUCCGGUUCUCAUUUUUGUAGUGCAAGCUGUGGCGAGAGUUUNACAUCGAGUUGAUAGCCUCAUAUGUACACCCAAAAACUGGUAAUCAUCUUCGAUCACAUUUAAGAGCCAUAAUGGCUCUUGAUCACCGUAGAUUAAUUAGGCCUGGAAAAAAACUUAGGCCCAAUUUUUCGCGUUCGACAAGUUUACUUUGCAAAAUCUCGCCAACAAAUCUAGGUGCGUGUAAACCAACCUUUUAUACCAUUUAUACAUCACAUCUGAGGUGAAACAGUACUAUGAGGCACUGUUUUUAUCAUACAGACCUUGGGCAGAAAGCAGUCUUUCACAAUUUUGCAUUACAAGUUGCACUCAUUCCACAUUAAGGACGAUGGAAGUACGCGUGGGCUUUUAGCUAAACCGUUAAAAAAAUUUCCAAAAUCACCUAGACGGCCAUCCGGUUCUCAUUUUUGUAGUGCAAGCUGUGGCGAGAGUUUGAAUGAACAUUAACAGAGUUACGCUCCAACAUAAUAAAGAAUUUAUUAUGUUUAUUUUUUAUUUUAAAAUGGCUUAACGCUCGGCAUUUUGAGUACUCCUGCAAAAGCCAUGUUCACUGAACGACUGAAAACAAUCGGCACAGCGGUUAAAAUUACAAGAGAGACUACUAACAACCAUUAAAGGAAAUAUAAUCCGGUGUAACAUAUAAAGAGACUUCAAAUUUCAUUCAGGAAGACAAGUAUUAAAGUGUCUAAAAAAUUCUGAGUCUUGAAGCCUAAAGCUGAAGUUUAUGUUUUAAGCCAGCUUCCCGGUAUGUGCAUUUUUCAAAGACGAACUCAAGGCAAGAAAAUCGCUCAAAGCUUUCUUUUACAGCCAGAAUUAUAACUAAAUAUUCUUUGGAACGUUUUCUUUCUAUUUGCGGUGAGAAACUGUCUAUAAGCUUUUUAAAGAGUUCUGUAAGCUUAUAUCAAACUGAUACUCGGUCAGAUCAUUGUCUCAAAUCUUACAAACGUGCACAAACUAAAUACCCGCAUAAACUACGCUCGACUUCAUGAAAUUAGAUGCAAAAAUACAGACAUCAAAUACAAUAAUUACUCUGGCUUACCAUUCGAGAUGCAGCUCCUGAAAGGUAUCAAUUAAGGCCAGUAUCGCUUCAGACUUUGCAACCCUCUUACGCAUCAAGGAAGGUGAAAACGAAAACGAUGCCUUCAGCAACCGGGUUUCCGACUUUAACAAGCGACGUAUUUUUCAACCAAAAACCCAAUAAACAAGCUAGCCAAAACAGAAGACUCCAGAUAGCAGCUGAAUUUCAUUUUGUACAUCCAGUGGAAAAAGACAGUUAAAAGCAUCACAAGUUGACACAAAACUCUGUCAGCUUCAGCUGACGCGUGACCAGGGUGAGAAAAGUCAAAAGCAACUGUCUUCCCUGCCGGUAACAGCUGGCUGAAUUUUCGCGUCCAAGGUCAGUUAAACUUGAGCCCGCGAUCAUAGAAAACUAGUAACUUGUCAGCGGAUAACUUCAAAAAAUACUUGACUUCGAUGGGUCGACACCUGAGCCCGCGAUACGGUUAAGUAAUGCUGGUCAGCGGGUACCCUGUUUUGGCAGCUGUCAAUUGAUCAAAACAUUGAUGUCCAAUAUGUGUGCAUUAUUAGUUUUCCUGUGCUCCCAAACUAGCUAGAAAGGCCGCUAGAAAGUAUGAGAUUGAACAUUGUUCGCGAUCUAGUAAAACAAUCAGCAGAUUGGUCAGCAGACAACUUCCAAAUAAGUCACGUCACCUCGAUGAGUUGACACAUGAGUCCGCGAUAUGGUCACGGGAUACUGGUCAGUGGAUAUCCUGUUUUGACAGCUGUCAAUUGACUAUAUUGUGAAUGUCCUAUUCCAUAAAAGAUGUGGACUUGCCAAGAAACCCCUGAGACACCCCUCCCUUCCUUUUGAUAGCCUCCCCUACCCCUCCUGUACAAUCUGUCGACGCGUACGUACGUACGUACGCUUGGUCAAUCACGUGACAACCAAACGAAAAGAGGUUGGCCGUAUUCCAUGAGUAUGGGGCUCUGUCCCACGCGCGCUUCGCGCGCGCGGGAGCACCGCUAAAAUGCAGCCCAAUGCAAAUCGUCCUUAUGACGUAACCGUUGUAGUGACCUGAACAAGUAAAGUGGUGCUGUUCAUUAAGAUUCUUAAUAGUGCUUUGAUUACUUUUAGAUAUCCCCUUUUGAAAACAGUUGAGAUAUAAACAGGUUCCUUGCACGGGACGAAAAAACGGAUUUACCGAACGUCAAAGGUGAAGUCAAACGCGCGAUAAAGGCCACCUUUGCACACCUUUGUACAACUUUGACGCGCGACAAAUGUUUACAUUUGCCCGCGGUCAAAGGCGCGUCUUCAGGCGAUAAAGGCCGUUUUUGUCACGCCUUUAACCCCUACCUUUGACGCACGUCAAAGGUAUAUUUCAUUAGCAUUUGUACCCCUAUCAAAGGCGUCGUCAAAUAUGUCUGAGAUUCAGGCCAAAGGUGUGACAAAAGCGCGGCAAAGUUAUGUCUGUGAUUAAAGUCAAAGGCUUGUGAAAAGUGUCGUCAAAAGUGUCUGAGCCUCAGGUCAAAUGUGUGACAAAGUUGUCGUCAAAUGCGUGUGAGAUUUAAGUCAAAGGUUUAACAAAGGUGUUGCCAAAUAUGUUUGUUUUUUUUCCUCCCCUCGCAUCGCGCCUCUCGCUCGUCUCGCGCUUCGCGUGAAUUCCUCGUUCUCCUCGCGUUUCGCGCGAAUGCCGCGUUAUUGCCUCGCUAGUCAUAAGCGCUUGAUAUACAGGCUAGAAUCCAACUUGAGAUUUUCAGUCAAAUUCAAUUGCGAACUGGAUACCGUUUAAAAAGGUGGACAGAUAAGAGAUUGAGUUCUUAAUCUUGUACUUUAUUGUCCUAAAACCUCACUAGAUGAUUAGAAAGCUGAAUAAUUCCGAUUAAAACUUUUUUAAACGCAUAAAAAUGGUUUUUUAAAACAUUUUCACGAUUUAUUGUCUAAAGUACUCAAUGCAGUUUGUCAAUGGACAAUCAUAAUGACUGCCGCAAAUUUUUGAAGCACUAUAAAUGUUCCAGAUUCACGCUGUUGUCACGGACGGCAACCUGCAAAAUAGUUUAAAACACUCUUUCACGAAAGCCAGUGCUAAAAUCAUGGUAAGUAAGAAAUGUUCUUGAUCAGGAGCCUAUCUGUCUUGAUGUUAUCUUUGCGAAGAUUUUCAUUCUAGAGUGCUUUUGACUCUUGAUGUAAGUGAAAGACAAACGCCAUGUAUCUAACUUCAAUCUUCCUCUGUUGUGUGCUUUUUUUUCCCACUGGAGACUUAUCACUUUGCCUUGCUUCUUUUAUCUGUGAAAUAAUUGUAAAAAAAUAUAGAAAUUUGAGAUAAAAAGCUCAGUCAUAGUGUUUUAAAUAAAUUUUUUGGCCCCACUCCCUUUUUACUAUCGCUCCUUUUCUUCAGAAAAUCCCCCUUUCUCUUUACCUUUAUCAAAACUUAAAGACCCUGUUAAAAAUGUGUAGCGAACCUAAUGCUUUUGAAUGGAAACAUUACAUUUCGUGUACAUGUAUUGUCAUUAAGUUCGUCACCUGUGAAAUUUGACGUUUGAAUCGAGCCUUAUUAUCACAUAAUAAAGUCCAGGAAAAUUCAAUCAAAAUUUCCCUCUAUGCCCAAAGCUUAAAAUUAAACUAAAGAAACACUUUAUAUUAUACCUAGCCUGCAUAACAAGCGUUUCCAAUCGAGUUAUUGCGCGAGUUAGCCCCUCCCGGCCCCUCCUUCCUCUUUUUUUGCCCUCUUGCACAAAACUCGCGCGGAAAAGCUUGCUACGCGGCUAUUUUUCUACCUUUUUAACCCCCAAAGUUAUUGUUCAGUAACAAUAAUGAAGGGACAGCUCGGUAUGUUUGAAUGAUUGUUAUUAAAUGUUGAAACAUACCCAGCUGCCACUGUAGUGGUAAAAAAAUCAAUGGAAUAUUUUAAAAAUUAAUUAUGCAGUAUGAGCCCCAUUACGUAUAGAACCCAGAAAAAUCAAUAGAAAGAGAUACUCACGUUCGCAAAACAUCCGAAGUCUUCAAAUAAUCACACCUCUUUGUUUGAUAAACUGCACUGAAUCCUGUUCAAAUAAGCUUAUGUACUUGCUUCAGUAAUAUGCCCAUCAAAGUCUGGUACAGACAUUUUUAUUGAAGUACACUGUCAAUGAAAAAAGAUAUAUGUAAGUCUUAUAUUAUUUCAUUACCUGAGUAGUUCUCGCAGAUAAAUAUAAACUGUUAGAAAAACCAGAGUUGGUUAAUCUUGAUGUUAGUAGGUUCUCGCAUGAAGUUUUGAGUUGAAUUGCAUUGUGAAAUAUAAGCCAGGCAUUACUUUUACAGAAAUGCAUUAACCCUAUUAAGAAAAAGGGCUUGAUCUAAUGUAAACUCUACUGUGAUACAGAAAGAUUUUUAUAGUUUACUGAACCAGAUUUAACGAUCAGAAAAGCUCCCAAGCACGAUAUACACGCCUGUUCGGAGUUGGUUUCUGUAAGCUUAACAUAGUAAAACAACUAUGAAGUUUGAAGAAGAACUAUUGCAUGCACACAUAGAAAAGAAUGACACGUACCUUUUGAACAAGUUUGUAGUCUAAACUCUAUCAGAGAUAAGGGCGAAAAUAUUUGUUAAAAAAAAGCUGGACUGCUUCGUACAAAAAAGCAGCUUUUGUUUUCUUCAGAUCUGCGUAGUUUGUUUGUUUGCGCGGGCGGAGAGAGUUUGCAGCCGCGACAAUUUCGCGCCAAAAACAGGGUGUCUUGCUUGGGUUCAGUCUUCCAUCGUCCAGUUGUUGAGUCAUUGUUUUGCGUCGCUAUCAUUUAUUCAUCGUAUAUUAAUCGAUCAAGGGGAAAAUGAUCCACUCAAGAUAAGACAAAAACAAAACUCACUUAAUUCACCUCGAAAAAGUACAUAUUCCAGAACAUUUUCAAAAAUAAUUAUAAACACCAAUUACAAUGAUUACCAGCCUGUGUUCGGUAUUGUCGUAUAAAUAUCUUUAAAACAGUAUUCAAAUACAGCUUUUUAAUUUCCUUUCUUAAAAUCAGUUUCGACAUAAGUGUUUGUAGAAGUAAUUCAUUGCAUAUUUGCUCUCACCCUUGACACCAUUCAAAAGUGUUGUAAAAGUGUAGCGGUCGUAUUUGACUUCAUUUUUGACUAGUAUCAAAGGUGUGGUCACAGCCACUACUCUUUUGACUUUAUCUUUGACGUGCGUCAAAGGUAAAGUCAAAGUUACCAGCAUAUUUGACAACGCCUUUGAUAAGGGUUAAAGGAAUAGCAAAGCAUUGAUGCAUUUGACUUGAUCUUUGACGCACGUCAAAGGAGAAGUCAAAGUUGUUACCAAUUUGACUUCACCUUUACCGAGGUCAAAGGAGUAAGCACAGAGGUUAUAUAUUUGGCGACAUCUUUGACGCGCGUCAAAGGUGACGUCAAAGCCAAUACCAUAUUUGAUUUAACUUUUGACGCGUGUCAAAAGUGUCGUAAAUCCAAUUUUUCGUCCCGUGUUGUGACCCUUACAGAGAUCAGGGUUCUAUUUAGGGUAUUUGAGGGGUAGAAGCUUCCCCCCCCAAAAUGCCCAGCUUCCCCCCAAAAAAUAUCGGAGCUAAGUGUAACAUUGUCAGAACGUGAUCACGACUAAAAAAUAAAAUAAAAUACCACUGUAACAUUUCUCAAAAUUGGGCCUCAAAAUGCAGCAGAUUGCAUCUCAGCGCAUAUACAUUUCAAACAAUUUCCGGGGGAGCAUGCCCCCGGACCCCCCUAGGACAUUCGUGGCCCUCGGCCACUCGGGACUUCUCCCCCAAACGAUAAAUCCUAGAUAAAACCGUGCAGAUGCGUAAAACUCCAGUUGGAUGCUGAUGUAUUUAGCGAGUAACAGAGGCUCCCCCACGCUAUUUUAUUACCGAUAAAGGUUUUUUCAUUCAUUAUGCAUACUGAAAGGGAGCAUAGGAUAAUUUUAAGGAAGCAUUUUUCAUUCAUACUCCCCUUCACAAAAUAUAUACAUAAAAAAUUUGACACCUCCCCUUUUGACCAAAAGUACAAAUUAUAAAACCUUGCCCCCCUCUCCCCCUCCCCCCAAAGGAAAGUAGAAUAUAGGCAUGCAAUACAACCGCCAGUAAUGCUAACAUACUUUUAAGGCAAAAGGACUAAAAAAAGGUUACAAGAAAAUCAUAGAUUUUAGUAUUUCUGGAAUAUUGAAGGGAGUGGUAUAAAGAAAAGCUAAUGGCUCACUAGGGAAAUUGCUGACAGCGGACCAGAGGAAGUUUAGAUUGAUGAAGUGACGCGAUGUCCUUUCAAGGUCCCUCGUGAAUGUUUUAUGGGAGAUAGAGAUAAACACAGGAACAAGCCAAAAUGAAAUGAACACAAACAAAAGAAGUCCUAAGAAAAAGUCAUAUACAAAGCUUAACACUAACAGGUGUUCAAGGGUACUGAAUGGCCUAAUAGGUUUAGCACUAACAUAAAGGUCUUACUAGUUGGCAUGCUUCUGAGAAAAGGUCAUGAAGAGGAGAUGAAGUAAAUUCAUUGUAUAUAAUAAGUUAAGCCAAAAUAUCAUCUACAACACUUUAUCACUGAAAAAAAUUGAAGAUAAUUAUGGCUGAUCAAAAACCAAAGAAAAUAAAAAAUGAAAUCAUAUCAUGUAUGUAAAAUGCUGAAUGCGAGAUUUAGGUUUUGAAAAGUUAGAAAAAUGGUUUGGUUUUGAUUAUAAUGAUGGUGAUGAUAAUGUCGACAAAAAUAUACCGUUUGAUGUCAUCAGAAUGAAAACAAUCUAUAAAUAUUAUUAAUGGGAGCCAGUUACGGUAAAGUUUGCAGAAGAUGAUGUUGAAGGUUAAAAGAGCAUUGACUAAUUUUGUUUCCUUUUUUUAGUACUAACUUGUAAACAAUUUGAACUUAUAUGUGUCUUCACGUGUGUAAUAGUUUAUCAAAAAAUGUUAUGAUUUAUUUUUCAAUAAAAAAACAAAUGGCACCGUCCUUCAGAAUUUUUUUUAAAAAUCGUUUCAGCUCAACAUAAAAAGAAAGAUUACCCCUCAAACUCCCCCCGUGGUAUACAUAAGAUAAAUGUAGCCUAAUUCAAGCAAAAAUUGCACCGAAAAGGCUAUAUUAACAUUAAUUUUGAGUGAAUGGUCUGUGGAGUGAAGUAAGAGACGCCAAGGGUUUUGAAAGCUAUCAAGGUUUGUAGCUUUUCUUGCGGUCGAGCGCUUGAAGUUUCCUCCUCGCAGUCACCUUUUUUUUAUUUUGAUACUGGGGGGUUGAAAAUUGGAAGGAAGGAAUAGUGAGAUCAGUGUGGUGAGGUGCAAAGUAUAAGAGGUAAGAAAAAAGUAAAAGAGAAGGGGAGGGGUAACAAAACUUUCAAAUAUUCCUUCAGGAACAGUUGUUUUCAAAUGUUGUCGGUACUAUCAAAUCAAAUCAAAUCAAAAACUUUAUUUCACUUCGAAUUUCAAAAGAUAACAUCAACUAAUGCUAAUAUCCCCGAAGGAAAAGCAAAAACAAAUAGUAAACAAAUGACAAAGGUAAUUAGAAUAAAGUAAUACUAUAUAUUAUGUACAAGUUUAAGAUAAUGUGGAAACAAGAAAAUUAUUAUAUACAUUGUGACCACAGUAACUACGUAGUGAUAAUUAAAACUAAGUACAAAAGAGCAGCAUUUAUUAGCAAAGCUAAUGCUCUUAAUUUUUUAUUUGAAAACAUGUAAUGAUUCAGCAGUUCUAAGUACCUCUGGGAGCAUAUUCCAAUAUUUGCUGGCAGAGUAGCGAAAGGAGUGCAAACCAUAUUUGGUCGAUUGAACUCUGGGAAUACUACAUUGUGGCCACAGUAACUACGUAGUGAUAAUUAAAACUAAGUACAAAAAGAGCAGCAUUUAUUAGCAAAGCUAAAUAAAUGCUCUUAAUUUUUGAUUUGAAAACAUGUAAUGAUUCAGCAGUGCUAAGUACCUCUGGGAGCAUAUUCCAAUAUUUGCUGGCAGAGUAACGAAAGGAGUGCAAACCAUAUUUGGUCGAUUGAACUCUGGGAAUACUAAGAGAGUGUUUACCACGUAAAUUGUAAGAAGAGUUUCUUUCUUUCAGUAGCUCGUGAAAAGACUUAUAUACAAGAGUUAACAUAUCAUGUGUUCUACGAUUGUGCAGGUUAGGCCGAUUGAUGUUAUUUAGAAGUUUGUCAUAGGAACUAUGAUAUUCACUAAACAAUUGAAAAUAUUUUUUCUUCACCUACAAAGGACGCCGCUUUAAUUCAAAGAAGAUGGUUUUACUUUUCACCGAUGGUCAGUCGAACGAGUUUCGCCACCUAAGUAUACCUAAAGCUGACGCCCUAAAAGGCAUUGUUGUAGACAUUUUCAUGGUUGCUGUUGGACGGUACAUUUCUGGCAUAGACGAGAUGGUGAAGGUGGCCUCCUCCCCGCCCGAGAAACACGUUUUUAGAGUCGAAAAAAACAGUGCUUUCUGGGGAGGUCGCCAAGUUGGCUAUCCAAGAAGUAAACCCCGGGAAAUACUCCGUCUUAAGCGGCGAAUAUGA